GCAGAUUAAAGCCCUCUUCAUCCCCUCCAAGCGACCCCCAAAUAAACCACACAUCUGCUGAUGAAUCUCUCUCUACAAUUUUUAAUCCCGACAUGACCACCCAAUGUUUGUCACAAGAAUUACUAGUUAAAUUACCUCGAAAUCUGUAGAGAAUAUUUGCAACAGUAAGAUUCCUGUGAAGAUGACUCAGUCAGAGCUCACCGGAGAGUACUAUGACCAGAAUGUCGCCGGAGGUCGAACGAUAGUCGUCGGAGUGAAAUUAGAUUCAGAAAGCAGAGAGUUACUCACUUGGGCUUUGGUGAAAGCAGCUCAUCCUGGUGAUCGUGUUAUUGCUCUUCAUGUUCUAACCGACAAUGAAAUUGUGGAUAAUAAUGGGAAAUCUGCACUGCUAUCUCUUGUGAAAGCUUUUGACUCCAUUCUCGCUGUUUACGAAGGAUUUUGUAACCUCAAACAGGUGGAUCUUAAGCUAAAGAUCUGCAGAGGUACUUCAAUUCGAAAAAUCCUUGUACGAGAAGCGAAAUCUUACGACGCCAAUGAGAUUAUAGUUGGAACUGCAAGAACGCAUCAUGCGAUUAAAUCGUCAUCUUCUGUAGCAAAAUACUGUGCUAGAAAACUAUCAAAGAACUGUGCAAUUAUUGCGGUUAAUAAUGGCAAAAUAGUGUUCCGCAGGGACUCUCCUUCAUCACCGUCUAAUGUCGGUGCAAAAGAGAAUUCAGAUCAUCAUAAAAAACGAUUGUUGGGUGUGAUUCAUAGAUCACGUAGUUUGAAUCCCAAAUUACUGCAUAACGGCGACGAGGAAAUUAAAUGCAAUCAAAUUGAUUGCAAGAAAUCCGAUAUAGCUUUAGUAAAAACCGAUUCAGAUUGCCUGAAAAACGGUUUCAAAUAUAAUUGUUCAAUUUGUUCACCCGAUUCAGUUCUUCCAAACACUGCUUGUGUUCUUGAAGAGGCUAGUGAUGAUGACAAUUUCAUGGCUUUAGUACCCAUACAGAACCUUCAAUCUUCAUCAAAUUCAACCCACAAUUUACCCGAUCGGAGACCCGGUUGGCCGCUACUUCGUCGAGCCAUUUCCUCAAAUCGGCUUUCCUCAGAUCGAUCACCUGCUCGACAGAUCUCUGUGGUUCAGUGGGCCAUGAGGCUGCCUUCUAGAAACUUGUUACAGAUUACAAAUUCGGAUUUGCGCGAUAGUGUAGUUGAUAAUAACAAAAAAGAUCGAUCUUUAGAUGGUGAAAAUGGAGCUCUUGUUCUUGUUCAUGGUGAUGAGAUUCAAUCUGAUUCAUGUUCUUCGAAUAGGAAUUCAGUAAGCUUACCUGAAGAACUCGAGGGUCUUCAUGAAAAAUACUCGAGUAGUUGUAGAUUGUUUAAAUAUCAAGAACUUGUAGCAGCAACAAUGAACUUCAAGCCCGAGAAUAUUAUCGGUAAAGGAGGGAACAGUCAAGUGUAUAGAGGUUGUCUUGCUGAUGGCAGGGAACUUGCUGUUAAAAUCUUGAAGACAUCUGAAGAUGUGUUGAAGGAAUUCGUGUUAGAAAUCGAGAUUAUUACUGCUUUACAUCAUGAAAACAUAAUUUCCCUUUUUGGGUUUUGUUUUGAAGAUACCAAACUCCUUUUGGUUUAUGAUCUUCUGUCAAGAGGAAGCCUUGAAGAUAAUUUGCACGGAAAUAAGAAGGGUAAGGGAUUCGGAUGGAAUGAAAGAUACAAGGUUGCUUUGGGGGUAGCUGAGGCGCUUGUUUAUCUACACACUAAAAGUGAAAAACCAGUUAUACAUAGGGAUGUUAAAUCAUCAAAUAUCUUAUUGUCUGAUGAUUUUGAGCCACAGCUUUCUGAUUUCGGACUUGCUAAAUGGGCUACACCCAAUGGAUUAAAUAUAACUUGUACCGAUGUUGCCGGCACAUUUGGUUAUUUGGCUCCGGAGUACUUUAUGCAUGGAAAAGUUACGGAAAAAAUCGAUGUCUACGCGUUUGGUGUUGUGCUCCUUGAGCUUCUUACAGGAAGGAAACCAAUAAGCAGUGCAUAUCCAAAAGGCGAAGAGAGUUUGGUUAUGUGGGCAAAACCGAUUCUAAAUAGUGGGAAAUUUGCUCGGUUGUUGGACCCAAGCUUAGGCGAAUACGAUGCUGAUCAGAUGGAAAGGAUGGCUCUCGCUUCUACCCUCUGUAUUAGACGCGCACCACGUGCUCGACCAAACAUGAGCACUGUUGUGAAACUACUUGAAGGUGAUGUGGAGGUUACCAAGUGGGCCCGGCUAGAAGUUGAUUCAACUGGAGGGUCGGACUCAAGACUACAUAUCACCAACAUACCAGAAGAAGAAGACGAAGAGUUUUCACAAUCAAAUCUAAGGUCACAUCUUAACCUUGCAUUACUUGAUAUUGAAGAUUCGUCUCUUUCGAUGAGCAGCAUUGAAGAAAGCAUCUCGAUAGAGGAAUACCUUCGAGGGAGGUGGAGUCGAUCAUCGAGCUUUGACUAACCGGAAACCGGUGUGUGUGUGUGUAAAUAGGGGUUUUGAGCCAUUGGAUUGUUGAUGGAUGGAUGAGAGGUUGUUUGGUUGUGUGUUGUUACCCUCCUCCUCCUUGUUACAUCUCAAUUUGAAAUCAACAACUGAACAUCAAUCACAGUGAGCUUUUUUUUUUU
Messenger RNA from Lactuca saligna, 2622 nucleotides. The record is from the annotation of a GenBank genome assembly. Lineage: Eukaryota; Viridiplantae; Streptophyta; Magnoliopsida; Asterales; Asteraceae.